AUGGCUUCAAAAUCAAUCAUUUGGUCUCUUCUCUUACUUUCUUAUCACAUCUCUCCCUUUAGUGUCAAUGCACAAGGACCUGCUGCUUCACCAUCAACCUCCACCACCACAACUCCUCCUCCAACCACCACUGCUCCUCCUCCAACCACCAUAGCUCCUCCUCCAACCACCAUUGUUCCGCCUGUUUCAGCUACACCUCCACCAGCAGUUACUCCAACUACAUCACCGGCUCCAAAAGUUGCACCAGUAAUUAGCCCCGCAACUCCACCUCCACAACCACCACAAAGCCCGCCUGUUCCAGCUCCAACCGUCUCACCACCACCAGCACCGUCUUCUCCCCCACCGGCACCAGCUUCACCACCACCUGCACCAACUUCACCGCCACCAGUACAAGCACCUUCACCAAUAACUCUACCACCAGCUCCAGCACCGGCUCCUACCAAGCACAAGAAAAAGCACAAACACAAAAGGCAUCACCAUGCCCCAGCUCCAGCACCACUUCCCCCAAGCCCUCCAUCUCCUCCAUCUCCUCCAGUUGUAACAGAUUCACAAGCCACGUCUCCAGCACCAUCACCGGACACGAAUGGAGGAAAUGCUUUGAAUCAGCUUGAAGGAAGAGUAGGAAUGUGGCUCAACACCGCACUUGGAAUUAUCUUUCUGCUGGCUAUGACUGCCUAA
This is a messenger RNA of Microthlaspi erraticum, 678 nucleotides long. The record is from the annotation of a GenBank genome assembly. NCBI's taxonomy places the organism in Eukaryota, Viridiplantae, Streptophyta, Magnoliopsida, Brassicales, Brassicaceae.